AUGGUGCUUGCAGCCUUCCUCAUUGAUGCGGAAGCUGCAGCACUUGCAGCCGUUGCAGCCUGCAAGCCAGUCGCAGAAGGACUCAGUUUCGUGCCCGGCGAUCACUGGUGCGCGGGCCGUGGUUUGGCAGCUGGCCUCGAGCUGCCACUGGCAAGGGCUCUGAGGUUUGCCGCUGGGAUUUUUGCCACUGCAGCCGGGAGUGCAAGCGCCCUUGCCCUCGAGUCCGUGAAGCUCUUGCCAGUCACACAAGCCCUGGAAGCCUGCGGAUGCACUGUGCUGUCGUCACUGCCGGACCAGCUGGAGGCCGAGGUCGCAGCUGCUAUCCACGGACGAGCGGUUGGCGUUCUCUCGGGAGCUGCUCUGCUGGACUACCUGCAGCAACUGGCCGGCCGCACGCCGCGGGAGGUCUUUGCGGCUGCCUGGCUUGGCUACGAUGGAGGGAGGGCUUGCACAUCAACGCAGCUUCACAGCUGCAGUGACUGGUCGCAUCUCAAUGAGCUGCUGGGCCUGCGGCUGCUUUCGCCUGAUGCACUGCUGGCAGUUACCGUGGCCUAUGUCUCAACAGCUGAAGUCUGGCUGGGCAGUGCUGUCGAUUGGACCUUAGCUGGUCUGAGACAUGCUUGUUCACGGCACGGAUAUCACAUCGCUGCUGCUUCCGUCAUGAAGUUCACGGCGAACAACUCCCGCCUCGCUGUCUUUCUGCGUUUGGGGCCGGGGCCGAUGAAGUUGGAGGCAGGUUUGCUGCCACCAGCUUUGCUGAACCAACCUGGUUCUGAGGAGGCUGCAGGGGCUUCCAUGGAAUUCUACAGCAGCUGGGAUGAGGCUCGGGUGAAGGUUCCCUCACCAGAAGGACGGCGGCUGCGGCAGCUCCUGCCGGCACUCCGCCGGCUUUUGGCAGGCGGUGCCGACGAAACCAGCGACGUCAUACUGAUCCAUGAGCCCGGCUUUGUCACUUUGCUCCCAGAGCUUGCAGCUUUGGAUGCUCGUCUCAUUUGUUGUGUAUGUGAUGAUCCCGUCGUGCUGAACGACCUUGAGCGACGACAGCACGAGGCCGUGGAGUGCUCUGCUGCAACAGACGAAAUGUUACAAGGAACGAGUGUACUGGCCCUGCUAGAGGACUGCGGCCCCAUCGCUUGGCGCAAGCGCUGGCAGGACCUGGCAGUCCGGUGGCUCCGCAUGCACGCCGGGGAUGGCGAGAAAAGGCUCGUUCUCCUACUCGAGGCGUCCCAGCUCCAACUCGCCGUCGAGCUGAUCGGUGAGCUGCGGCUUGCAGCAGGCGACUGCACCCUCCUGCUUGGCUUUAGCUUCGUGCAGGGCUCCAGGCGCUGGAUCUUUGCAGCCCUCGCUCUGGCGCAGGUCUAUUUGAGCAAGAAGAUUGCGAUACCACACCAACUGGCGUUGCAGGUGGUGUCUUGGAACUCAGCGCAGGGAUGGAUUGCUUGCGGAGGCGAGAGCGGCCUGCUUAAGGUCUUGAAGCUCGAAUCUGCCUCCGAUGGGGCCGCGAAAGCUGCGGCCGGGCAGAGCAACCUGUCCAUGAAUCAGACGCUGGAGGGCCACCAAGGUACCAUAAUGGUCAUCACCUGGAAUGAAAAUUUCCGGAAGCUGACAACCAGUGACCAGAACGGUCUCAUCAUUGUGUGGAUGCUCCAUAGAGGAAUUUGGUUCGAGGAAAUGAUCAACAAUCGAAACCGAAGUGUAGUUCGAGACAUGAAGUGGAGUGCCGACUGCCAGAAGAUCUGCAUCAUCUACGAGGAUGGCGCAGUUAUAGUCGGCACGGUGGAUGGGCAAAGGCUGUGGGGUAAGGAAGUCAAGACACAGCUGGCCUUUGUAGAGUGGUCGCCGGAUGGCAAGAACAUCCUCUUCUGCACUCUGAACGGCGAGGUGCAUGUCUACGACAAUGAAGGAAUCUACUCCCACAAGGUGCCAAUCUACUGCCUAGACAGUGGCACCGAGGGCACCGUAGCGAUUGCCGGCAUUGACUGGUUUGCGGGGCCCAAUGGCCCAGAGAAUCAGACGCCAACUCUUUGUUUGGGCUUCGAGAACGGCCGCGUCCAGAUCAUGAGAAGUGAUGCCGAUGACAAGCCCGUGCUUUUGGAUACGCAGUUGCGAUGCACUGGUCUCAAGUGGGAUCCGAACGGCUCGGUAGUUGCCAUCGCAGGCGUGCAGAGCCAAGGAGCAGCCGCUGCCGACCGCGAGGUGGGCAUCGUUCAGUUUUAUGCUCCGAGCGGGCAGCAUCUCAGAUCCCUGAGAGUUCCUGGGCAGAACCUGCGCUCGAUCUCUUGGGAGGGUUCCGGCCUUCGAUUAGCGUUGGCGGUUGAUUCCCACAUCUUCUUCGCCAACAUCAGGCCGGACUAUCUUUGGGGAUAUUUCUCGCGAACGCUGGUCUACGCGGUGUUGCGAAAAGAGCGCAACGAGCACGUGGUCGUGUUCUGGGACACCCAUAGCGAUGAGAAAUACACCAAGUACAUCAAGCAUGUCACGCACAUCAGAUCUUCGGAGGAGUACUGUGUCCUGGUCACCAAGGCAGAUGAUGCCAGCGGCCAGCACAUUGUCAUUGUCUGCAAUGACAUCGGCAGUCCAGUAGACUCCAAGUAUAUGCAGCUUGACCCUGUCCAUGUUGCCAUGACGAACUCCCACGUCAUCGUAACCUCGGAGGACGUUGUGUAUAUCUGGAGCUACCGAACUAGUGUUUCGCGGCAGGCACAGGGCGACCUGGCUUCGGCUGCUGGAAUGGGCAUCAAGCAGAAGAGGGCGGAGAUGAUGUUUCACAUCGACGAGUCCUUCGCACCGGGUAGUGGGACGCAUGACAAGGAAAGUUUCGUGCCGCCUUCGAUGACUACGCAGGACCCAAUUGCCUGCAUCUGUGCCACAGAGCAAUGCUUGCUGGUGGCACGCGAAAGCGGUGUCGUGCAUCGCUAUGCCCUGCCCCACCUGUCGUUGGAAGCACGCUUCACGAUCCGAUGUCGGCCCCAGGUGAUAGCUGCCAACUGCGACAGCACAAGGAUGUCAGUCAUCGACAUCAAUGGUGUGCUCUUGCUGUUCGACGUCGAGAUUGUCAAUCAUGGCUUCUUCAGCCAACAAGCAGAGACCAAUUCGCAGGACAAUGGGCCUGGCAAGCAGCUGGACUUCGAGCGCAAGGAUGUUUGGAACAUGCGAUGGGCAGCCGACAAUCCAGACCUCUUCGCCAUUAUGGAGAAAACACGGAUGUACAUAGUCCGGGGCCUUCAGCCCGAGGAGCCCGUGCUCUCCAACGCAUACAUAUGUGCAUUCAAAGACCUCCAGAUCCAAAGUGUGCUCAUCGACGAGGUCAUACAGAACCCGGAGAAUCCCCGGAAGGAGGUGCUUCUGGAUUUCGAGACGAAGAGUCUCAGAGACACGCGCGACAUCCUCACGAAGGUGUCCAACCUAAAAGAUGCCUUCAACUAUGUCGAUGCGAAUCCACACCCGCGACUCUGGAGGCUGCUAGCAGAGGCGGCUCUGGAGCAGCUCGAGUUCGGGGUGGCCGAAAAGGCCUUCGUGCGCUUCGAGGAUUACCAGGGCAUCCAGCUCGUCAAGCGCCUCCGCCUUCUGGACGACCGGGUCAAGCAGAAGGCCGAGGUCGCGGCAUACUUUCAACGGUUCGAUGAGGCCGAGAGCUUGUACAGGGAAAUCGACCGCAAGGACCUCGCGAUCGACCUUCGUGUGCGCUUGGGUGACUGGUUCCGAGUCAUUCAGUUGGCGCACGGUGCCAACGAGGAGCUGCUUCACCAAGCAUGGAGCGCUAUCGGCGACUACUACGCGGACCGUUGCAAGUGGCCCAACGCGGCCAAUUACUACGCCAAGGCGGGGAACAACGCUGCUCUGGUGGACACCUACUAUUUCUUGGAGGAUUAUGACUCCUUGGAGAGACUCAUUCCGCAGCUGCCGGAAGGCAGCCCGCUGCUGACGGAGGUGGGCAACAAGUUCAGCUCCGUGGGCCUUUGCGAGCAGGCCGUCCAGGCCUAUCUGCGGCACGGUGACGUCAAGACGGCGGUUGACACGUGUGUCCUGCUGAACCAGUGGGAGCUGGCGGUGAACCUCGCGCAGCAGCACAAUUUCCAGCAGAUCGAAGGUCUCCUGGCAAAGUACGCGCAGCAUCUUCUUGACAAAAACAAGAAGAUCGAGGCAGUGCAGCUUUACCGGAAGGCAAGCCGCCACACGGAGGCCGCGAAGCUGCUGAACCAAAUGGCCAGGGAGAUGCCAGGUGGUGUUCAACGACAUCCUGACCGUAUAAAGAAGUUGUAUUUGCUGGCAGCCUUGGAGGUGGAGAAGUUCAAAAACAAGACUUUGGAUGCCCAGAUGACAGGUGCCACUCAGGGCACGAUGACGACCGCACAGACACUGCAGUCGUUGGUCACCCAGGACCAGAGCGUCUCCAGUGAUCGUGCCUUGGAGAGCCCUUGGCGCGGUUGCGAGGCCUUCCACAUCUACCUGCUCUCGCAACGACAACUGUACGAGGGCCAGUUUGAGCAGGCCAUGAAGACUUCGCUGCGUCUCGCCGAAUAUGAGGACAUCCUCGACACGCAGACCAUCUACUCUCUGAUAGCGCUCACCACGUACUACAACAAGUACUACAUGCAAUGCUCAAAGGCAUUCAUCAAGCUGGAGGCCUCCGGGGACAUCAGCGACGAGAUGCGCGCCAAGUUCUCGGACCUCGCCCUCAGCAUUUUUACCAGGAGCACGCCCAAGGAUCCUGCGAAUGGGACGCUGUUGCCCUGCCCAAAAUGCCACACUCGGAUCCCGGACUCGUCAGUUAGCUGCCCCAGCUGCAAUCAUCGGCUCGCCUUCUGCGUGGCCUCUGGGCGGUCCAUCUUUCCAGGGUCCCUUUACCCUGAGGACCGGGGCGGCAACUCGGGGCAGUAUCCACCCGGUGCAGGUCCCUCGAAUGAGACCAUCAAAUGCCGCGUCUGCCGACAUCGCAUGUACACCUCGGAGGUCCGCAAACUGCGGAACUGUCCUUUGUGCCACUCGCGCUUGGACAUCCCAGCGCCGCCGCCAAUUCACAGCCUCGGUUAG
This is a messenger RNA of Symbiodinium sp. CCMP2456, 5034 nucleotides long. The record is from the annotation of a GenBank genome assembly. NCBI's taxonomy places the organism in Eukaryota, Dinophyceae, Suessiales, Symbiodiniaceae.